Messenger RNA from Suillus clintonianus, 432 nucleotides. RefSeq lists its product as uncharacterized. The transcript has 2 exons. Bases 121 to 291 code for a protein of 56 amino acids. NCBI's taxonomy places the organism in Eukaryota, Fungi, Basidiomycota, Agaricomycetes, Boletales, Suillaceae. The record is from RefSeq and is a predicted model, not a curated record.
CAUUCAUCCAUGCUCCUCACAGGACUCGUGGUAGUUCGAGAAUGGCUUCAUGAAACCGCCCCAUAACUGCAACAUCCAGGAGUCACCACAGGAUACUGGAGGUUUACGAAACAUAAUGUUAUGCAGGCUCUACGCACAGGCUCAGGAAUCAGAGACGGUCUGGUGAAAGAGCUAGAUUCUGAUGCCAUGAACAAAGGUGAUGGUCGAUCAUUAACAGCUGAUGACGGCUUGAGCCAAAUAAUAGCCUGUCGAAGCACUAACAGAAACGCGAUCUUUUUGAGAAAAGCCUAGCACAAGCGCUCUAUUCAUUUGUUCGUGCCGGUAGAUUGGAUGAGGCAGUCGAAUUAUGCAGAAAAGCACAUCAGUCUGCGAGUAUCCGGUUUCAGGGCGAGAGUUAUUGCAAACGCGCAACGAGAUGACGACGGCAUCGAU